AUGAUCCCCGCCGAGCCGCCGCCGCAGCCGCUGCCGCCGCCGCCGCCGGCCCCGCCGAACCAUGUGGUGAGCACCAUCGAGAACCUGCCGGCCGAGGGCGGCGGCGGCGGCGGCAGCCUGUCCGCCUCCUCCCGGGCCGGCGUCCGCCAGAGGAUCCGCAAAGUGCUGAACAGGGAGAUGUUAAUCUCUGUGGCUCUGGGCCAGGUGUUAUCUCUUCUUAUUUGUGGAAUUGGCUUGACCAGCAAGUACCUGUCAGAAGAUUUCCAUGCCAAUACACCAGUCUUUCAGAGUUUCCUCAAUUACAUCCUUCUCUUCUUGGUCUAUACCACCACACUAGCUGUCAGACAAGGAGAAGAAAACCUCCUGGCAAUUUUACGACGAAGAUGGUGGAAGUAUAUGAUCCUGGGACUCAUUGACCUGGAAGCAAAUUACCUGGUGGUCAAGGCCUACCAGUAUACGACUCUGACCAGUAUCCAGCUCUUGGACUGCUUUGUGAUCCCGGUGGUGAUUUUGCUGUCCUGGUUCUUCCUGCUGAUCCGGUACAAGGCUGUGCAUUUCCUCGGCAUCGUGGUCUGCAUCCUGGGCAUGGGCUGCAUGGCAGGAGCGGAUGUGCUUGUGGGAAGGCAUCAGGGAGCAGGGGAAAAUAAGCUGGUAGGGGACCUUCUGGUCUUAGGAGGAGCCACAUUAUACGGUAUCUCUAACGUCUGGGAAGAAUACAUCAUCCGAACCCUGAGUCGAGUGGAAUUUCUGGGAAUGAUUGGACUCUUCGGGGCUUUCUUCAGUGGAAUUCAAUUAGCGAUCAUGGAGCACAAGGAGCUGCUAAAGGUGCCCUGGGACUGGCAGAUCGGACUGCUCUACGUUGGCUUUAGUGCCUGCAUGUUCGGUCUCUACAGCUUCAUGCCAGUCGUCAUAAAGAAAACCAGCGCCACUUCGGUCAACCUCUCCUUGCUCACAGCAGAUUUGUACAGCCUGUUCUGCGGAUUGUUUCUCUUCCACUACAAGUUUUCAGGCCUUUAUCUCCUGUCUUUCUUCACCAUCCUCAUCGGGCUGGUGCUCUACUCGUCCACCUCCACGUACGUAGCCCAGGACCCCCGUGUGUACAAGCAGUUCCGCAAUCCUUCGGGACCCGUUGUGGACUUACCGGCCACGGCUCAAGUGGAGCCCUCGGUCACCUACACCAGCCUGGGUCAGGAGACCGAAGAGGAGCCCCACGUGCGCGUGGCCUAGGGGGCGGCCCUCCCAGCCCAUUGAAGUCCACGCUGUGGCCACGUGCUUGCCCUCCAUCUCUGUAUUGUACAUAGAGAAAGGUAUUUAUUAGGUGCGGUUUGCACAGGUGGACUGCAAGGUAGCAAAUCUGAAAGCCUGUAAGGGGCAUGCGCUCACCAUCGCCGGAGACGCAGGCCCCGAGCCACCUGACUUAGAGAGACGCCUAGCUAGUAUGUAUCCUGAUCACAGCCCUCCUGCAUUAAUUACUGUGAAGACUUUUGAAUUAAAAGCAAGUGUUAUUAUUAUUUGUAUUAUUAUUGUUACUCUUAUUACACUAACGUUCAGGAGGCUGUUUUGUACUCCUGAUGAGAACUAUUUGCCAGACCCACAUGUAGUUAACACAAAUCCCACUUUUCUAUGGCAAGUCACUUUUUAAGAAUCAUACUUUAUUUUUUUGCACAGUCUGUAUGAGUGCUGCACGCCACAGGAGCUCCACCCCUGAGACGUUUCCUUAUCCUAGGGACCUGGUGGCUAAUGGUUUCCUCUGUUACCUGUUGGAUUGCCUGCUCAAUAAUAUUUUGUGCUGUGACCCUUGUGGGGAGGGGCAACUGACCAUAUAAUUCUCUAUUCUAGGAAUAGAUAUAAAACAAACACUUGAGCCUUUUUAUAUUUCAAUCUCUGAUUACUCCAGGCCAUUGCCUUUCUGUUGUGCCACGUGAUUCUGCUGAUGAAGUCCCUGUAAUAACAGGAUAAGGAAUGUUUCCUUUCUGUGGCUUAUAGGAAACCCCAGAAAUAAUAUCAUGUAUGUUUAGGGUAAUAUAUAUAUAUAUAUAUAUAUAUAUACACAUAUAUAUAUAUAUUAAAUCUUUCUGCCCCUCCCUAUAUCUUCUCUUCCAAAAAUUUAUUUGAUCUUACCUUUAAUUCCUAGAUUUCUUUAGUGACACUAUGGAAAUUACUCAAGUCAUUGGAAAAAGCCAUGGUCCUCUGCCCUCUUAAAUUGUGUGACACCCUUUUUAAAAUACACCAGCAUGGAAAUUACCUUUAUUGUGGAGUAUCAUUGGUUGUGUAGCCUCCCAACAAAGUCAAGGUGCUGAUGUGGAGCAAUCUCUGACAAUAGCUUGAUGGAUCUGACCACCUCGUAGUGAUAAAGAUGUCGUGAAUGAAAAAGUUUGGCAUUUUGGUCAUAUUGGGCCUCCCUUCAAUGGCAGAAUAUAGCCACACCAUAUCCUUAGGGACACAGAGAACAGUGCAGGGUCCUGCUAAGGCGUUGAGGGAUAUGUCACUAGUCUAAUUUUGUUGCCCUUAAUGUAACUUUUUUCAAACACAUACAAAAAAAAAAAAUCCAGCAACACCACAGACCUCGACAAUCUGGAAUAGAUUCUGUCAGUAUGUGAAAUAAGUCUUUAAGGUUGGCUGGCUUCAAUGCCUUUCAGAAAUAUCCGCCAUGGGGUCCAGGGUUUGUAAAGGAAGAAUAAAUGCUUAUGAAACUGUGGGCAGUUCAGAUCAACACAUCUUAAGCAAACAAAGCAAAACACCAGAGGGGUCCGUGUGAAGUAGGACAGGUUGCAGCCCCAUGGGGAUUCCCAUAGAGCCUGCACAGGCCUAAAUCCCAGGCAGGGGAGGGAGCAUGGCGUGCUGGUAGUCAGCACCAGAUGGCCUCUCCACUCGCCUUCUACCCAGGGGGUGUGGUCCUGCCCCUGGAGAGGGGGAUGAAAAACUAUCUCCUCGGAUAUAAAGAUUUGAUGGUCAUCACUGUUUAGCCCCCUCAGAAAUGUGUUUUCUUUUCGGAGGAAAAAAAGAAAACAAGAACUAUGUUAAAGCUAUAUCAAGUCAAAACAACCUGCCAGUGUCUGCUCUCUGCUGCCUUUAAACCAAUUAAAUACCUUUCUCUAUUUUGUCCAUUCAGAUCUGAAGACCUUUAAAGACUGUGGUUUUAUUUUUGUGUUUACAUUCCUUUGGUUGGCAUAAUUUGCUUGAUUUAUUGCAUCCUUAGUAUUUAUUUUAAAGCCAAAUGUUUUAGACUUUUUUAUUCAUUUUUAUGACACUAAUUUGUAGACGCUUAGUAAAGUCUUACGAGAAAUAAGUGGAUGAAGCUAUUCCAAGUCAACUCAGUGGACUGGGAAUGUUUUUUUAAAAAUCUUAAUUUCAGAAAAGGUUUGCAAUCAUCGGAUGGCCAAGAGCAGCCAUCUGGCUUAUUUUCUAGGCUAUUUUAAUUGACUCCAUUGUAUGGAAUCCCAGUGUGAAUGUUAAGGUGAACUCACCCUACACCCUCUAUCAUCCAGAGUCCUUGUGCACAAGACUUUCAUGUCACUGGGGUACUUCACUGUGUUCAUCCGUCUCCAGGUAGAAAGGCUGGUAACAUAGUGACCUGUCCGAGAUCAGGUGUUCCAGAUUGAACAGGGUGGGGGUUGGGGGGUGGGAAAUAGCACAGAACAGACUCUUCUGUGUUAAAACACUGGUCCUGCGGGAGUGGGGUGGGAAGUAGGAUGUAUGACAACAUUAUCUCUAGCUCUUUUCGUUUUGGAAAUCUCACAACCUCAGUAGACACCAGCCAACAGCUCCUCCUUUCACCCCUCCACACCUCCCACACCCCCUACCAGCGCGACUUCAGCAACUUGUACACAAUUGGAUCCUGUGAGCAAACCAUAGACCACUGGCGGUAAAUGCAGGUUCUCACUUCCUCCCUGAAAACCUGCCCCCCGGAGGGGGGGGGGCACGAGGCGGGGAGAAGACAGUGCUCGCCUGGGUCACACCUUCCCACUGCUCCAGACUCUGUAAUACACAACCAGGUAGACCAAGCAAUGGAAGAAUUUGCACCACUGUGUCCCCCGAAAACCUUUCAAUGUUUAGUUUAGAUAUUGCUAACUUGUGCUAUUAACCUUUUGACAGGCGUGUAGUAUUGUUUGUUUUGGGUUUGGUUUUGAGUUAUAACCACUUAGGAGUCCCCAGCUAGCUACCAGGACAGAUUUUACCCCAUGGGUAGGAUUCUAUUGUCAAGCCACACCACAAAGCACACUAAUCCAGACACCACAAAUAGAAAAUACGAACCCCCCCUCAACAAAAAAAAUAAAAGAUUUACACCAAUAAGUCGAACAAACUUUCCAUUUUUGAUAUUUGCAUGCUCCCCUAUGGACUGGCUGUGGCAAUGUAAUGCCUGUAUAAUGUUUUCAAAUAAAAAUAAAUGCUUU
Messenger RNA from Nyctereutes procyonoides (raccoon dog), 4394 nucleotides. RefSeq names its product solute carrier family 35 member F1 (gene SLC35F1). Lineage: Eukaryota; Metazoa; Chordata; Mammalia; Carnivora; Canidae. Bases 1 to 1227 code for a protein of 408 amino acids. Gene Ontology annotation, biological process: transmembrane transport. Gene Ontology annotation, molecular function: transmembrane transporter activity. The transcript is spliced from 8 exons. The record is from RefSeq and is a predicted model, not a curated record. Gene Ontology annotation, cellular component: membrane.